AUGUCUACAUAUUCGGCAGAAUCGACAACGGCCUCUUCUAAAUCAAACGACAAGCGACAAUCUUUAGGAACAAUUGAGUCUAGUGUAACAAGAUUGCUAGUGUCUACGAAACAUCUAUUAGAGAGCUUGACGCAAUGGGCUCGACAAGAAGCAGAUGAUAAACUUGUUUCAGACGCAUAUGUCAAACUAGGCAAUGAUUUUCGAGCAGCAACAAAAGCUUUUGCACAUACUGGUAUAGAUAUAUCUGACAUUGGUGAUGUUCCUCAAGCUUUGCGAAUUGUAUUAGAGGCCGCGUUAAGCGGACCACCAAGUCAAGAGAAUUUGGACAAGUAUUUACCUAAUAUUAGAAAUAUAAUUGUGACUUUGCUUCAAAAUUUGAAAUCUAAACAAGUGAAAGCAAAAGAAUUGUCGCAAGAUCGUCCGUCUAAGCAGAAAUCAAGCGCCAUUCGUCUUCCAAAGCCAGUCAUUGAAUCACCAAAUAAGCCUCCUGAUUCCAACCUUUCUGUGCAAGAAGAAUCAGAAUAUGCAAACGAUGCUUUAACUCAACUCCAGAAGGGAAAUUUUAUACUGCGUCGUGCCUCUAAAAGGUUCAGUGCAUAUCAGUAUGCAAAAUUGGCAAAUAUUUCACCAAACACAAGUAUGUCUAAUAAUCAAAUAAAACCCGAUGUUCAGCACCAACGUCAAACAGAAGUCAAUAAUGCCAAAAAUAUGCCUCUUCCGCUUCCAGGAAAAAGAGGUAGCCAUAACGAUAAUUAUAUUUUUCUUCGUUUGGGCUCUACGACUAAGAAAGUAGACAUUAAGCUACCUUUGACCUCCGCGUCCAUAAGAUUACUCUUUGUCGAGAAAUUUGCAUAUUCGCCUGGGAAGACAACUUUCCCUGAUAUAUAUAUUGAAGACACGAACACAAAAGUGUCUUAUCAGCUCGAGGAGCAUAACUUAGACGAUGUCACAGCAGGAAGUCUCUUGAUAUUAAAAGAAGAAGACCAACAUGAAACGGAAGCGCCGUGGAAGCAUGAAAUAGACGAGAAAAUUCAAAAAGUAAAUGAGAAACUUGAUCAACAUCAUCUUCAACUUAUGCAAGAGCUAAAGGAUGCUUUAGAUGCUUUUACAUUAAAAUCUGCGACUUCCGAGGAAAAGAAAGACAAGAAAGAAAAUACUUUUGUGAACUUUAGUAAUAAUACUUAUUUAAAAGAGCUUAACGAUAUACAACGGGAGUUGAAAGCAAUUAAACAGGUUCAGGUAUCUAAUAAAGCUAAAAUGAAAAAUUCAGUGGAGAAUCUACUUCUCAAGGUCUCUGAAUUUGAGGAAUCAAACUUAGACAUCACCAAGUCAUCUAACAGAACGUAUAUGGAGGGCUGCCAUUUGAAGUUGUCUGAAGAUUCUGAUACACUUUUGACGAAGGUUGACGACUUGCAGGAUAUUAUGGAAGCGCUACGUAAAGAUGUAGCUCAAAGAGGCGUACGUAUUGGGGAGAAGCAAUUGAAGUUUACCCAAAAAGAAAUUGAAGAGGCCAAGGAUGAAUUGAAUCAAAUGAUAAGAUACAUCAGUAAGGAACGGUCGGUCUGGAAAAAAAUAUGGGAGGCAGAGUUAGAUAAAGUUUGUGAAGAGCAACAGUUUUUUAAUCUACAGAGUGACUUAACGGAGGACUUGGAGGAAGACAUUAAGAAGAUCGAAGAAACAUAUGAUUUAAUUGAGCAGUGUUCAUUAGAGCAAAGCAAGCAUAGUGGAAUCAAAAGAAACAAAGUGGUUGCACAGCUUCACAUACCAGCACCUGGUGAAAGCAUACAUGAUAUGAAGCAUGCAGUCUUAAAUGAAGUGGCUGCCUUACAGCCAGACCAUGAAAGCAGAGUGGAAGCGAUAGCAAAAGCCGAAAAAUUAAGAUCAAAGGAAAAGGAAUUAAUGCAGCUUACAAAAUUUCAAGAGGAGCUCGGAGAUUUUGUGGAAGAUAGUAGAUUAAAAAAGUCCGGAGGUAUUGAAGAAUUAGAAAGAUUAAGGCAAAUGAAAGACUCAGAAAACUUGAAAAAUUCACUUGGAAUUUUUUAA
Priceomyces carsonii is the source of this 2043-nucleotide messenger RNA. RefSeq names its product Bud6p (gene BUD6). The transcript has a single exon. Gene Ontology annotation, molecular function: cytoskeletal regulatory protein binding. Gene Ontology annotation, biological process: establishment of cell polarity. NCBI's taxonomy places the organism in Eukaryota, Fungi, Ascomycota, Pichiomycetes, Serinales, Debaryomycetaceae. Gene Ontology annotation, cellular component: cytoplasm; cell tip. The record is from RefSeq and is a predicted model, not a curated record. The coding region runs from base 1 to 2043 and encodes 680 amino acids.